AUGGCUUCGAAACGCAGCUACGAAGCUUCCGAGGUCCACGACGCCGCGCAGCCCGCGUCUAAACGGAGCAAGAAUAAAGCGCGCGACCACCAAAACGCCCACAUCGACCCGACAUGGGGACAGAAGUACGUCUUCUCGUCCGCCGCGGGCUCGACGACGGUGCCCGUUGACCCGGAGCUGGAGUUUGAGGAUGAUGGAGAUGCCAUGGCGUAUCUCAAGUCAGUAAGGACGCAAGCAAACGGCAUACCGCACCUCCUUGUCGCGCCAAAAGUACCGAUCGGCCCGCAACUACCAAAAGAGCUCCAAUACAAGGACGGUGACGUGGAGGGAGGCGAAGCCGCGGAGGAGGAAGAGGAGGAUCGCGACAUUUACACUACUGGCCAAGGCGACUUCAGAGGAUACUACGCCGACGGUGCCUACACAGCAAGACCUGAUGACUGGGACAAGCCCCACGCGAACCGCCAUAACGACGAAGUGGAAGAAGGCGAAUGGCCCGGAAAUGAAGGCGUCUACGGCGCUGAAGACGAAGACGCAGACGCCGAUCCCGAGGCGGCCAUACGCGAAGCCUACUUUGCCGCGAUCCUCUCCCGCUUCAAGACCCUGCGCAGAACCCUCCACGCCGUGCCCCCGCCCCAUGCCAUCGCCGCCCUACGCCCGGGGACUCCGCACGACUUCCGCGUCGGCGCCUUCGCGCCCAAGUCGGCCACGUACGCGAUCUGGUCUAAGCGCUUACGCGACGCGGACCCGCUGCCCGCGCAGGUCGCCUCCAUGGAUAAAGACGGUGUACUGCGCGUGCUGCGCGUGCUCCUGGGCGGCGGUGCCUUCCUGCGUCGCGGGAGCGAGCUGAGGGAGCGGACGAGCCGCUGGCUCUGGGCGCUGCUGGCGCGGCUGCCGGAGCGCGGGGAGCUGAACCACGUCGAGGUCGGGUGGGUUCGGGAUCUGGGGCGGAGGGCGGUGCUGAUGAUGCAGAGCCUUGCGGAUAUGGCGGCGUUGAGGGAUGCUUUGGAGGGGGAGGGGAUGGAUUUGGGGGUUCAUGAUGCUGUUGACGAGAGCUCCGAUGACGAGGAUGCGUUGAGGGAGAUGGAGGUUGACGAGAGGGAUGGCGAAGAGAAGGAAGAGGAGGCGGGGACACCGGGUGGUAAGACUCAUGCCCAGGCCGAGAUAUUGAGGCAUGAAGAGGACGCUGCGGCAUCCAACGAUUCAGUCGGCGAUGACAAGCGCGGUGGCGACCGCGACGGCGACAUUGAGGAUGGAGAGAUUGACGACGAUGGAAAAUCAGAGCCAAUGGACGUCUCCGAAGACGGCGAAAUAGACGAGGGCGAGGUCGUUGAAGAUGAAGAACCGGCACAAGCUGAAACGCUCGAGGAAGCGCGAGCUCGACUCCUAGCCCAGCUGGACACGGCAGCGGCCGUUGAAGAUGCGCCGUCAGAGGCUCCCUCAGAGGAACCGACGGCCGCAAGGAGCGCCUGCAAUGGGCCGACUACUACCGCAUGA
Messenger RNA from Colletotrichum orchidophilum, 1494 nucleotides. Its product is annotated as V-SNARE protein. Gene Ontology annotation, biological process: spliceosomal snRNP assembly. The record is from RefSeq and is a predicted model, not a curated record. The coding region runs from base 1 to 1494 and encodes 497 amino acids. The transcript has 2 exons. NCBI's taxonomy places the organism in Eukaryota, Fungi, Ascomycota, Sordariomycetes, Glomerellales, Glomerellaceae.